AUGGAUGGGGAUAAUUUUGAAACUAAUCCUGAUGAGGCAGAGGGUUUACAAAAUAUUGAUCAGUCACCAACAGGUAUCAGAUCUGUUUAUUAGCAAUUUAUUUAGCAAUUUAUUAGUAUUUUAAUAUAUAGCAAUUCAAAUUAAAUAAUAUAUGAAUAUUAAUUACAGUAUUUAAGUCAGUUUGUUUAUAUAUCAGUUUGUGUUUGAUGUAGAGAUGUACAUGUAUGUGAUUAGCAAAGCUGUGUAAUUUUAAUAUGUAGAAUUUGUUUAAAGUUCAUCAAAUACUCACAACACCAAUAAUGUUGGUCCUUAGAAAUAAAGUAUAUUGUGUUCCCUUUUUCCAGAUGAUGAUUUAUCAAUGUUAAUUGAAGAGUGUGAAAAGUUACUCGAAGUGGAGAAAAUCAACAAGCAGCAAAAUAAAUGUAAUUGGAAAAAGAGAAUGGAAAAUUUAUCAACUAAUUGGGAAUCAUGUCGGCAAAAUAUUUUUCACACUGUGUUAUCUUCUGCUGCUGCUAACAUCGAUACCUGCUCUAGAUGUUUAGUAAACAAGUGUGUCAUAUAUUGUCAAGAGUGUCCUGAUCCAAAGAGCUUAUGUUCAGCAUGUGAUGAAGAAGUCCAUCACAAAUAUCCAUUGCAUGACCGAGAUGGGAUAUAA
Messenger RNA from Paramuricea clavata, 655 nucleotides. Lineage: Eukaryota; Metazoa; Cnidaria; Anthozoa; Malacalcyonacea; Plexauridae. The record is from the annotation of a GenBank genome assembly.